AUGUCCCGACCUGAUAUCUUCUACCAACCUCCGAAAGGGGAAAACUCUGGGCUCCCUCAUGACCCUUUCAAAUCUUUCGUUAUUCCUCGUCCAAUUGGCUGGAUUUCCACAACCUCUAGAAGCGGUCAGGAUAAUCUCGCCCCCUUCUCACAAUUCAACAAUGUAUCUUUUGAUCCUCCAACUAUCAUGUUCAUCGGUCAUCAAUCGGUCUAUAAACGACAAAGUAAAGAUUCCAUCAACAAUGCCAAAGACACUGGGGAAUUCGUUUGGAACAUGGCUACCUAUGAUCUCCGCGAUUCCGUCAAUGCGACUGCUCUUGAAUCAUGGGACGAUGAAUUUCCCCUCACAAAAGUGACGAAAGUUCCCAGUAAAGUAGUCAAGCCCCCCCGCGUAGCCGAGUCUCCGGUUCAAUUUGAAUGUAAAGUCCAUUCUAUCCUUCGAAUUACCGGGGACUCAUUGGUUGGUCAUAGUGAUAUUGUGAUUGGACGAGUGGUGGGGAUUCACAUCAGGGGUGAUUUUAUUACAGGUGAUGGGCUUUUCGAUGUUUUGAAAGCGGCCCCGUUGGCUAGACUUGGUUAUCAUCAAUAUACGGCGAUUAACAAUAUUUUCGAGAUGGAAAUGCCGUUUAUGCCAGAUGAUCAUGUUAGUGGUAAUACACUGGGAGGUGUAGUCCCGAAGGACAUUGAUGAAGAUGUUGUGGUGAAGAAUAGCAGUGAGGUGGAGAGGGGGCUAGCAUUGAAGUAG
Botrytis sinoallii is the source of this 744-nucleotide messenger RNA. RefSeq lists its product as uncharacterized. The transcript is spliced from 4 exons. The record is from RefSeq and is a predicted model, not a curated record. Gene Ontology annotation, molecular function: FMN binding. NCBI's taxonomy places the organism in Eukaryota, Fungi, Ascomycota, Leotiomycetes, Helotiales, Sclerotiniaceae. Bases 1 to 744 code for a protein of 247 amino acids.